AUGUCAGUGAGAAACCUCUCGGACCUCCUUCACGAUGCAGCGAAAAGCCAUGGAGCUCGCGAGGUUGUGUCCUACUUUACCGGGGAUCCAGAUAAAGACUCUUGUGCGCGACUGUCUUACACCGAGCUUCACAGACUCGCUAUAUCUAACAUCAGUCUCAUUCGUGACCUGCAUCCCUCGAAGAGCAAUGUUCUUCUCCAUUUCGGAGAUCAUGUCGACAACAUCAUCUGGCUUUGGUCCACGAUCUAUGCCGGCUUCACUCCCGUCAUGUCUACGCCCCUUCCCCGAAGCCCUGGGCAGUGCAUCAAGCAUUUGGAGCACCUGGAUAGCCUUUUGGAGCACCCUGUAUGCCUGACUCGUGAAUCUCUGCGAGGGCAGUUUCCCGAGACAGUGCCCCUGCGGAUUGUUGAGAUUGAACACCUGCAAGCUCGUUCUGAUUCAGGAUCUGUACCAGACAUCAGCGACACCAGAGAGGACAUUCCCGCACUCCUAAUGCUGACGUCGGGCAGUACAGGACCUUGCAAGGCUGUGCCUCUCAAAGCUCGCCAGAUCAUAGCAUCACUGGCUGGUAAAUGCGCAGCCUUGCCCGUGGACCCUGAUUACACGUUUCUCAACUGGAUUCGUCUCGAUCACGUUGGCAGCCUCAUUGAAAUCCACCUCCAUGCACUAUAUUCUGGGUGCAGCCAAGUCCAUGUUCAGCCCGAGGACAUCAUCUCUCAUCCGCUCAAAUUCCUGCAAGUCAUCCAGGAACAGCGUGUCGCGAGCACCUUCGCGCCGAACUUCUUUCUCGCCGAACUGAAUCGCUGUCUUGAUCCUUUGAAGACAGUCAAGCUCGACCUUGACAUCAGCUGUCUGCGCUAUAUUGUCUCCGGGGGUGAGGCGAAUGUGGUUGCUACUUGCUCGCGGUUAUCGACGCUGCUAGCUCGAUACGGGGCACCUGAUAAUGUGAUUGUGCCUGGAUUCGGAAUGACAGAGACCUGUGCAGGAUGUAUAUACAACCGGACCUGUCCGAGAUAUGAGAUGGACCAGGGGUAUGAGUUUGCCUCGAUGGGGACAUGCAUCCCUGGAAUUGAAUUCCGCAUCUCCUCGUCGGCUGGGAGCAUACGUAUCCCGCCUGGUGAAGUGGGAGACCUGGAAGUCAGAGGUCCGGUUGUCUUUGACUCUUACUACAAUGAUCCCACAUCUACAGAUCAAGCCUUCCGGUCAGAUGGCUGGUUUCGAACCGGAGACACGGGCUUCAUAGACGGGGCCGGGAAGUUGAACCUAUCUGGAAGAACAAAGGAAGUGAUUUGCAUAAAUGGCGUCAAGUACCUGCCUCAUGAGUUGGAGGUAGCUUUGGAGGAAGCAGAAAUUUCCGGUAUUGCUCCUGAGAGUGUGGUGUGCUUUGCACACCGUCCGCCAGGCGCAGAUACUGAGCAGGCGUGUGCCGUGUACCAACACAGCUACCCUUCGGAUGAUUAUGCUGCUCGGUCGAGGGUAAUGGCAGCCAUUACUCAUCGCAUAAUGCUGAUUACAAACGGGAGUCCUUACAUCCUACCGUUGCCAGCGGUGGAACGCACCUCGCUGGGUAAGAUCUCACGGUCCCAGCUCAAAGCCGAUCUGGAGUCGGGAAAGCUCUGUCAAGAGCAGUCACAAAACGAGGAGCAGAUCCGCCACUACCAACAAAGUAUGUUUGAAGCCCCAGCAACACCAACGGAACAGGUCAUGGUCGAAGAGCUGGCUGGUUUGCUCCAACAGCCGACGCACACUCUGGGUGUCGAAAGCGAUUUGUUCGAGAUGGGCGUCACCUCAAUCGGCCUCGUGCAACUACAUCGGCGGCUGCAAGAAAGACUGUCACUCGACGAUGCCUUUACAGUCUCCACCUGCAUGUCCCAUCAUACAAUCAGAGAACUAGCCAAGGCCUGUCAUGACUGUCGCGAAUACAACCCCGUUGUCACUCUCCGACCGCACGGCAGCAAGACUCCGCUAUGGCUCGUGCACCCGGCUGCCGGAGAAGCACUGGUUUUCAUCAACCUGGCCAAGCUCAUGCCAGACCGACCCGUGUACGCAUUCAGGGCUCGCGGAUUCGGGGAUGGAGAGCCGUACUUCACCAGCAUUGAAGAGUGCGUCCGGACCUACCACAGCGCUAUGAAGAAGCUGCAACCGCGAGGACCCUACGCGAUCCUGGGCUACUCAUACGGAGGAAUGCUAGCGUUCGAGCUCUCCAAACUCCUCGAAGCAGAAGGCGAAAGCGUUAAAUUCCUAGCGAGUCUCAACCGACCCCCAUACGUCAGCCCACGCUUGCGACAGGUAACGUGGACGGAGUGCUUAGUGAACAUCUCAUACUUCCUAGGUCUUCUAUCCCAAGACUCCUUCCGCAAGCUUCUCGGGGAAAUGCGAGACAUCUCCAAUCCCGAAGCGAUCACCCGCUUGAUAAACAUGGCCGAUCAAUCGCAGCUCCUCGCCCUCGGGCUGGACGGAAAGAAGCUGGAACAGUGGAUCAACGUGGCUUUCAGCCUACAAGAGAUCGGCCGCAGCUAUGAGCCUAAAGGAUCGGUGGCGCAUCUGGAUGUCUUUUACUGCGACCCGUUGGAGUUUCUGGGCGUGACUAGAGAGCAAUGGCUGGAAAAACUAUCGGCCUGGCAGGACUUCUCGAGAGAGGAGACACUGUAUUUCGCCGUGCAGGGCGAGCAUGCUAGUGCGUUGGGGCCGCAGAAUGUGCAGGCUUUCUAUAAGACAUUGCGGAAAGCGCUGGCAGUGAGGGGGGCUUAACUGGAGAGGUAUUCAUACAGAUUAUCGGUGGUAUUUGUAUCCAGCAGUGUUUCAUCCACACGGUUUCUGCAAAACACGGGUCUCGGGAGCCGGAUGUUCCCUUGUCCUCUGAAGAAUCGAGCCCGCCGUCGGCCCGCCCCCACCCAGUACUAUCUUUUUUGGAUUCCCGAAACAUCGGCCCUCAGAAGCUGGAAUAGCUUCGUCGCGAUGUAAUCUGCAACUUGAAGAAACUCAAAUUCCCCACUCAUGACAUCAGACCCACACUGCUUAAUAAUGAUUGGUAAUCAGAGACAUCAUUAACUACCAAUAUAACAAGGUAACAUCCUGGUCCAUCAGCU
Molecule: messenger RNA, 3089 nt
Organism: Aspergillus heteromorphus CBS 117.55
Lineage: Eukaryota; Fungi; Ascomycota; Eurotiomycetes; Eurotiales; Aspergillaceae
Product: non-ribosomal peptide synthetase
Exons: 1
Coding region: 1-2751 (916 amino acids)
Biological process (GO): biosynthetic process; secondary metabolic process
Molecular function (GO): CoA-ligase activity
Source: RefSeq, a predicted model, not a curated record